AUGGGGAUCCGAGAGUUUCCCGGCGGCGCACCCAGGGGCAAGAGCAUCGCCGUUGGCAUGAGGAGGUCACCGGACGUCAGCCCCCGGAGACUGUCCGACAUCAGCCCCCAGCUCCGGCAGCUCAAGUACCUGGUGGUGGACGAGGCCAUUAAGGAGGAUCUGAAAUGGUCGCGCUCAGUGGAGGAUCUCACCAGCGGGCCCGUGGGGCUCACGUCCAUCGAGGAGCGGAUCCUGCGCAUCACCGGCUACUAUGGCUACCAGCCCUGGGCAGCGAGCUACAAAAGGGAGGAGCGCCCCCGGGACUCCCCGGGCCCGGCGGAGGCCCAGGCGCCGGCUGGGGCGGAGGCCGGCGGCAGAACGAGCCCCCACUGCUGGAGAUGCUCCCGGGCGCAGCUCAAGAAGAUGUUCUGGGGCGUGGCGGUGGUGCUGUGCGUGUGCUCCUCCUGGGCAGGCUCCACGCAGCUCGCCAAGCUGACCUUCAGGAAGUUCGAUGCUCCUUUCACCCUGACGUGGUUUGCCACCAACUGGAACUUUCUGUUCUUCCCCUUGUACUACGUGGGCCACGUCUGCAAGUCGGAGGAGAAGCAGUCUGUGAGGCAGAGAUACAGGGAGUGCUGUCGAUUUUUUGGAGACAAUGGCUUGACUUUGAAGGUGUUUUUUACCAAGGCAGCACCCUUUGGUGUUCUUUGGACACUCACAAACUACCUGUACUUACAUGCAAUAAAGAAAGUAAACACUACGGAUGUCUCCGUGUUGUUCUGCUGCAACAAAGCUUUUGUGUUCUUGCUCUCAUGGAUCGUUCUCAGGGACAGGUUCAUGGGAGUGAGGAUUGUGGCCGCCAUUCUCGCCAUUGCUGGGAUCGUGAUGAUGACCUACGCCGAUGGCUUCCACAGCCACUCUGUCAUCGGCAUAGCGCUGGUGGUGGGCUCUGCUUCCAUGUCUGCCCUCUACAAGGUUCUGUUCAAGCUCCUCCUGGGCAGUGCUAAGUUCGGAGAAGCCGCCUUAUUUCUGUCCAUUUUGGGUGUGUUUAACAUCUUCUUCAUCACCUGUAUUCCUGUCAUCCUCUACUUUACCAAAGUGGAAUACUGGAGCUCUUUCGAUGACAUUCCAUGGGGAAACCUUUGUGGAUUUUCAGUCCUCUUAUUGACAUUCAAUAUUGUAUUAAAUUUUGGAAUAGCCGUUACGUAUCCCACUCUGAUGUCUGUUGGAAUCGUCCUCAGUGUACCUGUGAAUGCAGUGGUUGAUCACUACACCAGUAAGAUAGUCUUCAACGGGGUCCGGGUCAUCGCCAUCAUCAUCAUCGGCCUGGGCUUCCUCCUGCUGCUCUUGCCCGAGGAGUGGGACGUCUGGCUGAUCAAGCUGCUCACCCGCCUCAAAGUGAGGAAGAAGGAGGAGACAGCGGAGGGCGGCGCAGACCUGGGCUCAGGACCUCAGAGCAAGAACAGAAGAGCCCGCCCCUCCUUCGCGCGCUGA
Molecule: messenger RNA, 1473 nt
Organism: Callorhinus ursinus (northern fur seal)
Lineage: Eukaryota; Metazoa; Chordata; Mammalia; Carnivora; Otariidae
Source: RefSeq, a predicted model, not a curated record